Messenger RNA from Pieris napi, 974 nucleotides. RefSeq lists its product as uncharacterized. Bases 576 to 974 code for a protein of 132 amino acids. The transcript is spliced from 3 exons. Lineage: Eukaryota; Metazoa; Arthropoda; Insecta; Lepidoptera; Pieridae. The record is from RefSeq and is a predicted model, not a curated record.
AAGGGAGAUUGGAAAUUUCCAAUCAACAACGGAUGUUCUUGAAUCUGAGAAAAAUACCUCAAGAACCUCAAGCAGGGCCAUCAAAAAGAAUCCCUUUGAGGGAGAUUGGAAAUUUCCAAUCAACAACGGAUGUUCUUGAAUCUGAGAAAAUUUACAAAGAAAGCAAGACUUAUAAAAAAUAUAUGCACAGUGUUUGCCAACUGCGGAAUCGAAUAAAGAACAUGAAACUCAAACUGCAAUUAAAUGCCCUCACAGAAAGCAACUCCUUAUGAAAACUUUCAGAGAAAAUCUCACCAACAUUCGCUCUUUUGCUCCAAGGGCAAUUAAGAAAUUAUAAUAAAAAAAUCACUGGAAGGAGAUGGACAAAGGAGGGAAAAAUUGUAGCCUUGAGGCUAUUUAAAAGGUCACCAACUUGUUACCGCUUGUUGAGGAGAUUAUUUUAUUUACCAUCUCCAGGCACCCUAAAGGCUUUGCUGAACAGAGUGCCUUUUGCUGUAGGUAUUACCCAGCCAGUACUGGAAGUACUCCAACAAUUUUAAAAAACACAGCAGCGAUCGGACAAUAAUUAUAUUCUUAUGUUCGAUGAAAUAUCAUUAAAGAAACAUUUUGAUUAUAACCCAAAGGAAGAUGUCAUUGAUGGAUACCAAGAUCAUGGGGCACAAGGAAGAUCCCCCAAUGUGGCAUCCUAUGCCCUAGUUUUUAUGGUUGCUGGCAUAAGGAAAACUGUAAAACAACCGAUCGCACAUUUCUUCUCAAGUGGCUUUUCAACAGCGGACAGGCUUGCAGUGCUUUUGAAAGAGAUCUUACAGCAAUGUUUUGCAUCAGGCAUUAAUAUAUAUGCCACUGUCUGUGACAUGGAUGGUGUAAAUAGACGAGCACUGUUCAGUCAAGACCACUUAGAACUUUUUUUCGGACUAAUAAGGCAACAUGGCGGGCGCAAUAAUAACCCUACCGAACAAUUCCGUGGCAUAUAG